Messenger RNA from Anolis carolinensis (green anole), 11689 nucleotides. RefSeq names its product spectrin beta, erythrocytic (gene sptb). Gene Ontology annotation, biological process: actin cytoskeleton organization; regulation of DNA-templated transcription. The record is from RefSeq and is a predicted model, not a curated record. Gene Ontology annotation, molecular function: sequence-specific DNA binding; phospholipid binding; structural constituent of cytoskeleton. The coding region runs from base 509 to 7579 and encodes 2356 amino acids. Gene Ontology annotation, cellular component: plasma membrane; cell projection; spectrin. NCBI's taxonomy places the organism in Eukaryota, Metazoa, Chordata, Lepidosauria, Squamata, Anolidae. The transcript has 37 exons.
GGCUCUUUCCGUGGGGUGUGGCCCUCUCGCUGGGGUGGGAAGGUGGUGGUGGUGCUGCUGCGCUGGGCUUCGCCAGGUGCCGCUGCUGGCGCUGGCCUGGGGGGGCCGCUGUGCUGCAUUGCAGGGCAGGCGCCGCCGCCUCCGCCUCCUCCUCCUCCUCCUCCCGCUUCUUUGCUUCCCUCCCCCGGAGGGAGCAGGACUAUCUGGGCCGGGCAGCAGCGCGGUCCCUGGGCAGGAAUGUCCCUGCUUGCACAGAUAAUGUUAUUUAUAUCGCCGCCGGCUGGCAGGGCGGAGGCUCCCAGCGAAACCCCGGCCCUGGCGGGGCUCCCCUUCGCCCGCGCCCCGCUGCCCUAGACAGUGGUGGCCUUCAGCAGUGGAUCAUCUCACAUAUCUUUUGAGGAAGUCCAGCAGUUACUUCAUGGAAGAGAAGUGUUGCUGAUGUAUACAAGUUUUAGAAGGGCCUUUUUCAUGUUAACAAAAGGAAGAACAGCAGCAAAACAUCCAGAACAUGACAUCAGCAACUGAUUUUGAUCAUUUGGAGAUUCAGCAGCAGUACAGCCGGAUCAAUGCUCGCUGGGAUGCCUCUGACGAUGAGCUGGACAAUGACAACAGUUCUGCAAGGCUAUUUGAGAGAUCCCGGAUCAAAGCUCUGGCAGAUGAGCGGGAAGGCGUGCAGAAGAAAACCUUCACCAAAUGGGUGAACUCCCACCUGGCACGGGUAACCUGUCGUAUUUCUGAUCUUUACAUGGACCUCCGAGAUGGACGGAUGCUAAUUAAAUUGCUGGAGGUGCUUUCGGGAGAGCUGCUGCCCAAGCCCACCAAAGGGCGCAUGCGAAUCCACUGCCUGGAGAAUGUGGACAAGGCUUUACAGUUCCUCAAGGAGCAGCGUGUACAUCUGGAGAACAUGGGGUCUCAUGACAUUGUUGAUGGCAAUCACCGUUUGGUUCUGGGUCUCAUCUGGACUAUCAUCCUGCGUUUCCAAAUCCAAGACAUCAUUGUUCAGACUCAAGAGGGCCGGGAGACUCGUUCUGCAAAGGAUGCGUUGCUACUCUGGUGUCAAAUGAAAACUGCAGGCUACCCUCAUGUUAAUGUCACCAAUUUCACCUCUAGCUGGAAGGAUGGCUUGGCUUUCAAUGCCCUUAUUCAUAAGCACAGGCCUGACCUAAUUGACUUUGAGAAGCUAAAGCACUCAAAUGCCAGGCACAACUUGGAACAUGCUUUCAGUGUGGCAGAGCGGCAACUUGGCAUCACCCAGCUUCUUGACCCAGAAGAUGUUUUCACAGAAAAUCCAGAUGAGAAAUCCAUCAUUACUUAUGUAGUUGCUUUCUACCACUACUUUUCCAAAAUGAAGGUGCUUGCUGUGGAAGGAAAAAGAGUUGGGAAGGUAAUGGACCAUGCAAUAGAGACAGAGAAGAUGAUCGAUAAGUACAGUGGGUUGGCUUCAGACCUGCUGACGUGGAUAGAACAAACCAUUACCAUUCUCAAUAGCCGCAAGUUUGCUAAUUCUUUGGCAGGCGUGCAGCAGCAGCUCCAGUCCUUCAGUACAUAUCGCACAGUGGAAAAACCACCCAAGUUUCAGGAGAAAGGGAACCUGGAAGUUCUGUUAUUCAGUAUUCAGUCAAGAAUGCGAGCCAACAAUCAAAAAGUGUAUACACCUAAUGAAGGAAAACUAGUAUCAGACAUCAAUAGGGCCUGGGAGAAAUUGGAGAAGGCAGAACAUGAGCGGGAGCUGGCACUGAGAAACGAACUUAUUAGGCAAGAAAAACUAGAGCAACUUGCCCGACGUUUUGAUCGCAAGGCAGCAAUGCGUGAGACAUGGCUGAGUGAAAACCAGCGCCUCGUUGCACAGGACAACUUUGGAAAUGACUUGCCAGCUGUGGAGGCAGCAAAGAAGAAGCAUGAAGCCAUUGAAACUGACACAGCUGCCUAUAAAGAACGUGUCCAGGCCAUAGAAGACGUAGCCAAGGAACUGGAAAUGGAGAAUUAUCAUGACAUCAAGCGUAUCAAUGCUCGCAAAGACAACAUUUUGAGACUUUGGGAGUUUCUGCAAGAGCUGCUGCAGGCGCGGCGUCGGAGGCUAGAGAUGAACCUUACACUGCAGCAGCUCUUCCAAGACAUGCUGCACAGUAUUGACUGGAUAGAUGAGAUGAAAGUUAAACUCUUGUCUCCUGACUCUGGAAAGCACCUGUUGGAAGUGGAAGAUCUACUUCAGAAGCAUAAAUUGAUGGAGGCUGACAUGGCCAUCCAGGCUGAGAAGGUCCGUGGUGUUAGUGCAGCAGCACUUAAAUUUGCCAAUGGAGAUGGUUACCGACCUUGUGACCCAAAGAUGAUACGAGAUAGAGUAAACCAUCUGGAGAUGUGCCAUCGUGAGUUGAUGGCUUUGGCUGCUGAAAGGAAAGCUCGCCUGGAGCAGUCCAAGCGUCUUUGGAAGUUCUUUUGGGAACUAGAUGAAGCUGAGAGCUGGAUCAAAGAGAAAGAGCAUAUCUAUUCCUCCUUAGAUUAUGGGAAAGAUCUGACCAGCAUUCUUAUCCUGCAAAGGAAGCACAAGGCUUUUGAGGAUGAACUACGGGGCCUGGGAACCCACCUGCAGCAAACCAUCAAAGAGGGAGAAACCAUGAUUGCGCAGAGGCAUUUCGGGGCAUCUCAAAUCCGUACUAGAAUUGAGGAAGUGAAAGCUCUUUGGGCCCAGCUUCAGGAGCUGGCAUCUUUCCGCAAAAAAAACUUGCAGGAUGCUGAAAGCUUCUUCCAGUUCCAGGUAGAUGCAGAUGACCUGAUGGCCUGGUUACAGGAUGCUCAUCGCCUGGUGUCCAGUGAUGAUGUUGGACAUGAUGAAUAUUCCACUUUAGCCCUAGUUAAAAAGCACAGGGACCUUUUAGAUGAGGUAGCUGAUAACAAGAGGGUCAUGGACAAUCUGAACAGACAGGCCCAGAGCUUCCCCACUGAGUUCCGGGACGUCCCAGGAUUUGAGAACCGACUGAAGGCCAUUCAGACAGCAUAUAAUGAAGUUGUAUCUCUAGCAGAUCUGCGCAGACAGAAGCUACAGGAUGCUCUGGAUCUAUAUACAGUUUUCAGUGAGACUGAUGCAUGUGAACUUUGGAUGGGUGAGAAAGAGAAGUGGCUGGAACAAAUGGAAAUUCCUGACACCUUGGAGGAUCUGGAUGUGGUUCAGCACAGGUUUGAUAUUUUGGAGCAAGAAAUGAACAAUCUAGCUUCUCAGAUUGAUGGGGUCAAUCGAGCAGCCAUUGGUUUGAUAGAGAGUGGACAUCCUCGCAGUGGGAAAGUGAGGCAGUGCCAGGAACAUCUGAAUGCAAGAUGGAGAGUUUUCCAGGAGAUGGUCGCUCAGAGGCGGAAAGCUGUGGACUUUGCCCUUAGCCUCCACAAUUACUGUGUGGAUUGUGAAGAAACAAGGAAAUGGAUCCUAGAAAAAACCAAAGUCAUUGAAUCCACCCAGGACCUUGGUAAAAACUUGGCAGGCAUGAUUGCUAUGCAGAGGAAGUUGUAUGGCAUUGAACGUGACCUAGCAGCCAUUCAGGCCCGUCUCGCAACUCUACAGCAAGAAGCACACCGGCUUGCUGAAGAACAGCCUGACUUAGCUGAUGAUGUCUAUAGUCGAUUGACAGCUGUCACUGGAGUCUGGCUGGACCUACAGAACACACUUCAGAGUCAAGAGGCUUCCCUUGGAGAGGCCAGCAAGUUACACAAGUUUUUGCAGGACUUAGAUGACUUCCAGGCAUGGCUGUUUAAGGCACAAAAAGCUGUUGCUUCAGAAGAGGUGCCCAAUUCCCUGGUAGAAGCUGAACACCUUCUGCAGCAGCACACUGCUGUUAAGGAAGAGAUAGAUCAACACAGGGAUGAUUAUCGCAGUGUCAAAGAUAUAGGAACCAGAGUGACUCAAGGCCAAACAGAUGCGGAAUAUCAGCAACUGGAGCAACGACUCCAGGGGAUGGAUACUGGCUGGAAUGCCUUGUGUAAAAUGUGGGAUAGCAGGGAGAAAUUCCUCAACCAGUGCCUUGGUUUCCAGGAAUUUCUUAAAGAUGCAAAGCAAGCAGAAAUUAUCCUUACUAAUCAGGAAUAUACUCUGGCUCACAUCGAGCCCCCAGACACCUUGGAAGCAUCAGAAGCUUCUAUCAGAAAAUAUGAAGAUUUUCUUGCUACAAUGGAAGCUAAUGAAGAAAAAAUUACUGGGUUGGUCAACAGUGGGAACAAGCUUGUGUCUGAAGGAAAUAUUUACUCUGAUAAAAUUAAAGAAAAAGUUCAUCUGAUACAAGAGAGAUACAAAACAAAUGUCACAAAAUCUCAGGAGGUGUUUGUUUUGCUGAAGGACAAUCAUGACCUGCGAAAUUUCCUGAGGAAUUGCCAGGAACUUACUGUUUGGAUUGAAGAAAAGAUGCUAACUGCUCAAGACAUAUCCUAUGAUGAAGCUCGGAAUUUGCACAGCAAAUGGCUGAAGCACCAAGCUUUUAUGGCAGAACUUGCCUCUAACCAAGCAUGGCUAGAUAAAGUAAAUGAGGAAGGACAGCUGCUGGCAGAGCAGAAGCCCCAGUAUGAAGAUAUUGUUUGCCGGAGGUUAGCGGACCUACACCAACUGUGGGAUAAGCUGCAGGCAACAACAGAGGAGAAGGCCCAGCACCUGUUUGAUGCCAACCGCUCUGAUCUUUACGCACAGAGCUAUGCUGACCUUGGUGCAUGGAUCAGUGAGAUGGAGCAGCAGCUGAAAUCUGAUGCCCAGGGUAAAGAUCUCACCAGUGUCAAUAUUCUGCUGAAGAACCUGAAACGACUUGAGGAACAAGUCAGUGUGAGAAAGAAAGAAAUGGAAGAUUUAUUAAGUCAGGCACCUCCCACUAGAGGAGACCUGCAUGAAGUGGAUGGCAAGCAUGAGAUCAUUGAGAGGAGGUUCCAGGGUCUUCUGGAGCCAUUGAGUAAGAAGAGGAGGGAACUGGAGACAACUAAAGCUGGAUACCAAUUGGACCGGGAUCUGGCAGAUGAACUGCUCUGGGUACAAGAACGUCUCCCACUUGCUCAGUCCACUGACCAUGGCACAAACCUCCUGUCUGUACAGCUGCUCACAAAGAAAACACAGACAUUACAGAAAGAAAUUGCUGGUCAUGCUCCACGCAUUGAGGAAGUCCUUCUUAGAGGGGAAGGCAUGCUGGCUGGAGCAGAUAGUGAUGAGGACUUUAAGGACACCGAAGAGCGCCUCGGGCAACUGAAAGACUCUUGGAACACUUUACAAGAGGAAACUCUACAGAGGUUGCAUCGCAUGGAAGAAGCAAGUGAGGCUCAGAGAUAUUAUUUAGAUGCUGGGGAAGCAGAAGCCUGGAUAAGUGAACAGGAGCUGUACAUGGUGACCGAUGAAAAGCCAAAGGAUGAAGAGAGUGGUAUUGUGAUGCUGAAGCGACAUCUUCGCCAACAACGAUCCAUAGAAGAUUAUGGGAAAAGCAUCAAGCAGCUGGCUGGUAGGGCUCAGAAACUGCUGUCUGCUGGCCACCCAGAAGGGGAAGAGAUCAUCCGGUUGCAGGGGCAAGUAGACAAGCAGUAUGCAGGCUUGAAGGAUCUGGCUGAGGAACGCAGACGUAAGCUGGAGCACAUGUGUCAUCUAUUCAAGCUGAAACGAGAAGUUGAUGAUCUGGAGCAGUGGAUUGCAGAGAGAGAUGUAGUGGCCUCAUCCCCAGAAAUGGGGCAAGAUCUCGACCAUGUCACUGUGCUGCGGGAGAAGUUCCGUGAUUUUGCUCGGGAAACAGGAAGCAUCGGGCAGGAGCGGGUGGACAGUGUCAAUCUCAUCAUUGAGCAGCUGAUUGACGUUGGCCACCCGGAGGCUGCCACGAUUGCAGAGUGGAAAGACAGUCUGAAUGAGAGCUGGGCAGACCUGCUGGAACUGAUUGACACCAGGAUGCAGUUGCUGGCUGCCUCCUAUGACUUGCACAAGUUCUUCUACGAUGGUGGUGAAAUCCUGGUUCUUAUUGAGGAAAAGCACAAGGAGUUACCUGAGGAAUUAGGCCGAGAUGUCAGCACAGCUGAAUCUUUCCACAGGAUGCACACAGCUUUUGAGCGAGAUAUCCAUUUGUUAGGAACGCAGGUCCAGCAUUUCCAGGAAGUAGCAGCACGCCUACAGGCAGCCUAUGCAGGAGAGCAGGCAGUCACUAUCCAGAAGCAAGAGCAGGAAGUGGUGAAGGCCUGGAAGGCCCUGCUUCAUGCCUGUGAGGGACGGCGGGGCCAGCUGGUUGAUACCGCAGAGAAGUUCCGUUUCUUCAGCAUGGUCCGUGACCUCAUAUCUUGGAUGGAGAGUGUGAUUCGGCAGAUUGAAACACAAGAGAAACCAAGGGAUGUUUCAUCUGUGGAGCUACUAAUGAAAUACCAUCAGAGUAUAAAGUCCGAGAUAGACACAAGGGAUAAAAGCUUCAUCACCUGCAUUGAUCUUGGCAAAGCACUGCUGCAUCGCAAACACCAUGCUGCAGCUGAGAUAAAAGAUAAGUUGAUGCAACUGACAGAGAAGAGGAGAGAGAUGUUGGAGAAAUGGGACAGGCGUUGGGACUGGCUUCGCUUGUUGCUAGAGGUAUGUCAGUUUUCCCGGGAUGCCUCAGUGGCUGAGGCCUGGCUUAUUGCACAGGAGCCUUAUCUAUCCAGUGGUGAUUAUGGGCAAACUGUGGAUGGAGUGGAGAAACUGCUGAAAAGACAUGAAGCAUUUGAGAAAUCUACCGCUACAUGGGAGGAACGUUUUUCUGCACUGGAGCGUCUGACCACACUUGAAUUAUUAGGGAAGAGAAAGAUUCCCGAAGAGUCAUCGCAGCACAAAGUACCUAGGACCACAGACCUGGAGUUUGACUUUGAACUAGAGCCAGAAUAUGAGGCGGGGCCUAAAGAAGAGGGUGAGAAGCCAGAACUCAGCUUGAAAGAUGCCCUUUCCCCUGCUGCAGAAGACUCUUUAUUGCAGGUACAAGAAAAUGAGAAGCCAGGUCAGGAAAUGGUUCCAGAACAGCUUCCUGAAGAAAAUAUACCUGAGACAGAGAUCACCGUGGAUAGUGAAGAAAUUUCCACAAAGGAAUCCCUGUUCAAAGUUGCCCAGACUCCUGUGAGCGAAAUAGAUGAGACAGCAACUCUUCCUGCGCAGCUGGAUAGAUCUCAUAGCGUACAGCUUGAGGGUUACCUGGCGCGGAAACAUGAUCUAGAAGCACCCAACAAGAGGGCUUCCAACAGGUCCUGGAAUACAUUAUACUGUGUGCUCAGGAACAGUGAGCUGACCUUCUUUAAGGAUGCCAAGAGCCUGGCCCUAGGUGUGCCUUACCACGGAGAGGAGCCUUUUCGGCUGAAGAAUGCCUUGUGUGAAGUAGCUGCAGAUUACAAGAAGAAAAAACAUGUCUUCAAGCUGAGACUCAGCAAUGGAAGUGAAUGGCUCUUCCAUGGAAAAGAUGAGGAUGAGAUGCACACCUGGCUUCAGGGCUUCAGCACAGCAAUAAUUGAAUCCCAAAGCAUUAAAACCAAGGCCCAAAGCCUGCCUCUGCCUUCCAUCACUACCGUGGAUGUGAGCCUGACCAAGAAAGAAAAAGAGAAGAGAUUCAGCUUCUUUCCCAAAAAGAAAUAGCCCAACUGGUGGCUUGCUGCAGUCAGAUGCCUCUGCUGUAUUGUGCAUAAUGAAAAACUGCAUGUGUGAGUGUCCUUGGGCACUCCUGGUGCCACUCCACACUGUUCUCAUCUCCCCAAACACAGCCUUGCUUCUUACUCCCCACCACAACCCCAUAAUCUCCUCAUAGGGCAUCAGGCCACCAUUUCAAUUAGGAAAGCAAUGCCCCUGCUCCAAAACAACCAGUGUUCCCCAAAACAGAACUGUGAGACGUGUAUCUUUGGGUGACUCCCUGCCAGGACAGUGUGUGAUGCUUUUCAAACACUUUUCCAGGAAAGGACAGCUUCAGGGAAAAGAUACUAUGUGGAUUUCAGGGACUUUGUAUGGAGAAAAGGAAUGGAACAGGGACCUAGGUAACCCAAAAGGCACUUUAUGAAAACUAUGGAAAUUCGUCAUGUGGUUUUGGAGCAGUUUUCAUCCCUACAGAGUUGGGAAAAGCUCUGACUCCAGAGCCUUACCAAAAGCCAUAGCUUUGCUCAUAUUUUGUUGGAACAGAAGUCUUCCAUGUAACUUUGCAAUCACCUCUCUCUUCAAGGCAUAAAGGAAGAGUCUGUCUCCCCCCUCCCCUCUACACACACACACACAGAAGAAUAUGGCAGGCACACAAAGAGUCAGUUUCUGACUUGUUUUAACAUUCAUAAUGGAAGGAUGAAAGUCAGCUUUCAGGAGGCCAACAGCUUCUUUUUAGGGAGCUGUAACAUACACAUAGGCACAGCACUGUCACAAAGCACAGAACUGCUUCCACUUAAAAGCUCAAUCCAGCUUUCACUAAAAUGGCAACCAUAUGGGAUUAAGAUUGCAGCCAGAGGAACUAAUGGGUUACGAUGGAAACCUAUCAGAAACACACACAUGGGGAGAAAGAGCAACCAUACUCACUUACUUUCAACAGUAUGAGCACAACCCAGUUCAAGUUACUAGCACCUCACAGUACAAGCCACCCUCCUGAUGUCCAUGGGAUGUGAUUUCAAUCAAUUCACACUGGAUUGUGCCCCAUGUUGCUUUAUGAGGCUUGAUUACCCCACCCCCCUUAUGUAUGCUGGGGUUUACUUUGUGAUUAGCCUGAUUCUGAAAGCCUUCCACCAAGCUUUUCAAAGCAUUUUCAGUGUUGGCUCAGCUCUCCAGAAGCAAAUGGCUCCUCCAUCGUUCCCAUUGAGAAUGUGUGGUGCCUGAGCAUGGCCUUUGGCAAUUCACUGCACUGCUUACACUUCUUUGGAGUGGCUUUCUCACUCACAGCAAAUGUGCAGUGCUAGUCCUAGCAGCUCCCUUUUGCAGAGAUCUCUGCCUGUGAUGUGUGUGUGAAUGGCUGUUUAAUAUAUAUGCAGGUAUAUCAUAGACAUUCACGAGCCACUUUUCCAAAGCAAGAGCCCUGUCCAAAGGACAAAUAGCAGCUCAGCCGAAUUACCUUUUUGGAACAUAUUCUUGGGAAGUGAACAGCCUAAGCCAAGAGGAGGAGCCUGGAGUUUUUUUUCUGCAACAGUCUCUUUGCAGAGAUGGCAAUACUGUCUGGGGACUCAUAAGGGUUCUUGGAAUACCAGACACUGUUUGUUCAGUUGUCUUUUGAGCAUCUCACCCCUAGGGCUCAUUGCUUUUUUCUAAGAGUCAGUCAGUCAGUCUUGUUUUCUUUGUGGAUGCCAUAGUUCAUACUGAAAGUGCCUUAACCUAGGGGCAUCUCAUAGUAACCACUUCAGGAGUGAAUGAGCUCAACAAACACCAUGCACACAAUAGUUGGGACUCUCCUCACUCUAAUGGAAGCUAUAAACCAUCUUCUUCUGCAAGAGACACUCUUGGGGAUCCUGAGGGGAAUGCCUUUGCCUCACACCCACCAGCAGCUGUGGAAAAGAGGAGGAGGGUUCUCUCUGUGCUUAAUGCAGAUCGCUGUGACCACAGAUCCAGGCACCAAGAGCUGAGGCUUAGUUGGUUUCUAAGUGUUGCUUUUGGCACAUUCCAAUAGCUACACUUCCCAGAUCUCCUGAGCUGUAAUGGGUAGUCUAUAUGAGUGGUCUUGCUGCUGAAAUAGACAGAAAAGAUUUGCCACAAUGCUGCAUUUUAAAAAAAACAGUAUAAGAAAAAGCCAAUAUAUUAAUCCUAUUUUGGGAAUGGGGUGGUGGAUACUAUUUUGUUUUGCUUUUUUGGUAGAAUUAACAUCACUAAACAGUGCUGAUACAGUGAUGCAUUCCAGUGGCUUAACUGCCAGCACGUCUCCUUUCUAGUGCCAUCUUAAGCCAUCACUGCCAUAAAGAAUCUCCUCUCUGCGGCCUGUUGUUUCAUUUGUUGUUGUUCAAGGGCAAAACACACAUGUAGGCAGACUGCUCCACAAUCCAAAUGUCCCAAAACUGGACUAAUUGAAAUAAGUGUAGACUUGUAGAAAGUAAGAAAAGCUAAAAAUAGGGAAUACUCUGGAACAAAAAGAUCAUGGUAGAGGAAGGGGCGUAAUAAACACCCCCAAUCAACCCACAGAUACCUUUUAUGUCAUUGCAAGAGGUCAGAGAACAAGACAGGUGAGACGGCAUGGUGUUAGAACACAGAUACGAGUUGACCUGAGCAGUUUGUCACAGCAGACGGAUACAGAUGGACCUGAGGCAAUUUGGGUUAAUGAUAUUAUUAUCUUGUACAUUAGCUGAAUAGGACAGGAAGGACCUGCAGAGAAAGAUGAAAAUCUACUUGAUCUCCCAGGAGAAUUCAUUCAGCACUAUUUCUGGGUAAAAGAACCAUUCAGUCAGAAACCACAUGCACUUCCUUGCAGUAUGAAAAGGUCCCUGUGACCUCUGCUAAGGAGAGCCCAAGGGCAUUCGCAUAGCAGACAUGGCCUCCUGGGGUUUGUGACACAUGAUCAGCAUGGGGUUCCUGCAAUCCUGUGAGAGAUAAAUGUUCUCAUUUGGCCAUGUUCUGCCACCCUUAUGCUGGCCUACCGUGUUUCAAAUUUUCAACUCUACUUGCUCACCAUGUCCCUUUAAUCAAAAUCAGAACACUAUAAGGCUGGGAGUCCCUUUUCCAAUAAGUAAAUAUUGAACUUACUGAAGAAGGGAAGACUAAUUAGGGAGUGCAACCCAAUUAAGACAAAGGAAAGUACUAGUUUCUGAUUUAAGUGUGCAUUAAAAAAAAUUGUAGUUCAAGCUACCCUCACAGUUCAGGAAAGGAAGUAGGCAAGGAGUACAAAGAAUUAUGCAACUUUAGGGUUUUAUUUUAAUGUAAAAUAAUAAAGCACAUUAACAUUGGGAUGGACUGUGUUGAUUUGCAGAAGCCACCAGGAAAAGGAGUCUUGACUGAACAGGCUAUCCAGUUGUACCUCUGCAAAAUGAUUUAGGAUUUCAUUUCACAAGAGUUCUGGAUAGAAGCUCAGCCAUCCCUUCCUUUCUUAGAAGACACUUUCACCUAUCACUGUUGAGUUCAAUAUAGGGCAAAUCACUCAUUUCCAUAAACUAAAAAACACAAUGCUAGGCUCAAAUGCUCCGAGACGUGUUCCUGCUACGUGAACAUUGAACCGCCUCCGUGCUCAGUGGACGUGUCCCUUCACAGGUGCUGCUGCCAUCAGACCCAUCAGAGAAUUGGCAGGGCUUUGAGUACAGUUGUCUGUGUGCCACUGAGUCUCAUUGCAUUGUGCACCUACCCAUUACAGACCAGGAACGUUACUAUAACUUAGCAGGAACCAUUUGCUCCCUGGUGACUUACAGCCUCACCAUGCCUGGCUCAGCCCAGCUCUUCCUUCUUAGAAGGCUUGAUCUGUAGAGUGACUUCACCUCUCUUCAGCUGCUCUCUCAUCAGGCUUAGCUUUCAAUGGCCCAUCACCGAUGCAGAGGUCAGGGUGUGUUAGAAGGGAGCCUCACAUCAAUCGCCAGGCCCAGAACACGCUGGCUUCAGAACAGCGAAGGCUGUUUCAUGGAGACCAGGAGGACAGCUGCAGGGCCCAGGACCUCUUCUACAGGCCCAAGGGGCUGGGGUUAAUUCUCUAGGCACCAAGCUCCACCUGCUCCAAUGUGCUUCCACUGUCCAGAAAAAAAGAGCUAAAGCUUCAGAAUGUGCUUCAGAAGCAAUUUAAUAACAUUUUUUAAAUAAACGAACAAAUAAACCCUU